AAGAGGGUGGGAAGUGGGAACAAUAUAAGACGUUAAGAUUUCAAAAAUUCAAAAUGCAAAAGAACCAUAUACGCGACAAAUCCCAUUUCUUACAACUUUCUGGCGCAACUCUCCUAUCGCAUCUCUCUCUCUCUUCCUCUUUUGCGGUGGCCGACAUCUGACACGUCUCUUCUCGUUUUAUCACGAGCUCUGAUUUGGAGUUUCAUCACAGGUUUUUGAAUCCCUAAUUUUGGAUUACCUUUUACUAAUUCAUCCAAAGGGAAAACCCUAAUAAUCCUCAUCUUCUUCACGUGACGGUUGAAUCGAAGCCGAUUUUCUUUUGAUAGCGGUCAUGAGCUUAAUCAUUCAGAACGGUGAAAUGGAUGUGAAUGGGAAGGAUGAUCUUAAGGCACCUCUGCUGCAGCCUCCAGAUGAUGUUGCAAUUGCUGUCCCUAAACAGAAAGAUAACAGAGAUAAGAAGGUUAAAACCAUUAGGUUCAAAAUAGGGGAUAUCAAGUGCGCCUCUUGUGCAGCAUCCAUAGAAUCUGUGCUGGGAGAGCUUAGUGGAGUUGAGAAGGCUAUGGUAUCACCCCUUGAUGGCCAUGCUGCUAUCUCUUACAUACCAGAGUUCGUUACUGCUCAAAAAAUUAAGGAAACCAUAGAAGAUGCUGGUUUUCCGGUUGAUGAGUUCCCAGAACAAGAAAUAUCAGUAUGCAGGCUCAGGAUUAAAGGAAUGGCAUGCACUAGCUGCUCUGAGUCUGUUGAACGCGCCCUCUUAAUGGCUAAUGGAGUUAAAAAGGCAGUGGUAGGUCUAGCUCUUGAAGAAGCAAAAAUUCACUUUGAUCCAAACCUUACUGAUACAGAUCACAUUGUAGAAGCUGUAGAAGAUGCUGGGUUUGGGGCUGAGAUUAUCAGCUCUGGGAAUGAUCUGAAUAAAGCGCAUCUAAAACUUGAAGGAAUUAAAUCCACAGAAGAUGCUGCAGUUAUUCGGUUCUCCCUUGAGUCAUUACAGGGUGUGAAUCAUGUCGAAAUGGAUCUUGCGGAACAUAAAGUAACUGUUAGCUAUGAUCCAGACCUUAUGGGUCCAAGAUCUCUCAUACAGUGCAUUGAAGAAGCUUCCCCAGGCAUUUACCAUGCUAGUUUAUAUGCACCCCCAAAGAGAAGAGAAACUGAGUGGAUGCAAGAAAUUCAGAUGUAUAGGAAUCAUUUUUUCUUGAGCUGCCUCUUCUCAGUUCCAGUUUUUCUAUUUUCCAUGGUACUUCCAAUGCUUCAUCCUUACGGUUUCUGGUUAGAGUACAGGAUUCAAAACAUGCUUACCAUUGGAAUGCUUCUUAGGUGGAUUCUCUGCACACCUGUACAAUUCAUUGUUGGUCGAAGGUUUUAUGUGGGCUCAUAUCAUGCAUUGCGUCGGAAAUCUGCGAAUAUGGAUGUUUUAGUUGCAUUAGGCACUAAUGCUGCUUAUUUUUACUCUGUAUAUAUAGUGAUAAAAGCAAUGACUUCAGAUAAAUUUGAAGGGCAAGAUUUCUUUGAGACAAGUGCCAUGUUGAUAUCCUUCAUCCUUUUGGGGAAGUAUUUGGAGGUUCUAGCUAAAGGCAAGACAUCAGAUGCUUUAGCAAAGCUAACAGAGCUUGCUCCUGAUACAGCAUAUUUGCUGACACUAGACAGUGAUGGAAAUGUUGUGUCAGAGAGUGAAAUCAGUACAGAACUGAUACAAAGGAAUGAUAUAUUAAAAAUUGUUCCAGGGGCAAAAGUUCCUGUUGACGGGAUUGUCAUAGAUGGCCAAAGCCAUGUGAAUGAAAGUAUGAUCACAGGAGAGGCAAUGCCCAUUCCUAAAAAGCCUGGUGACAAGGUAAUUGGCGGUACAAUGAAUGAGAAUGGAUGCUUACUUGUUAAGGCUACUCAUGUUGGGUCAGAGACUGCACUUUCUCAAAUUGUUCAACUUGUAGAAGCUGCACAGCUUGCGAGGGCCCCUGUUCAGAAACUAGCUGACCAAAUUUCCAAGUUUUUUGUUCCUGCAGUUGUUAUUGCAGCCUUUAUAACAUGGUUGGGAUGGUUCAUUCCUGGAGAAGCUGGUCUUUACCCUAGACAUUGGGUACCAAAAGGUAUGGACAGAUUUGAGCUUGCACUGCAAUUUGGUAUAUCAGUACUGGUGGUUGCAUGCCCAUGUGCUCUAGGGCUAGCAACACCGACAGCUGUCAUGGUUGCCACAGGCAAGGGUGCUUCUCAAGGUGUGCUCAUCAAAGGUGGAAGUUCACUUGAAAAAGCACAUAAGGUGAAUGCGGUUGUCUUUGAUAAGACAGGGACUUUAACAAUUGGAAAACCAGUAGUAGUUAGUGCUGUGGUCUUUUCCAGUUUCUCAAUGGAGGAAUUCUGUGACAUGGCUACUUCUGCUGAGGUGAAUAGCGAGCACCCAAUAGCAAAAGCUGUGGUGGAGCAUGCUAAGAGGCUACGCCAAAAUAUUGGGGCUAAAUCGGAACAUAUUACAGAGGUCAAGGAUUUUGAGGUGCACACUGGAGCUGGGGUGACCGGAAAAGUGGGUGACAGAAUGGUUUUGGUUGGGAAUAGAAGGCUCAUGCAAGCUUGUAAUGUCAUGGUUGGUCCUGAAGUUGAAAACUACAUUGCAGAAAAUGAGCAGCUGGCUAGAACGUGUGUGCUAGUUUCUAUUGAUGGAAAAAUUGCAGGAGCUUUUGCUGUGACUGAUCCAGUAAAGCCAGAGGCUGAGCAUGUCAUCUCCUUUCUUCGCUCCAUGGGCAUCUCAUCGGUAAUGGUGACUGGUGAUAAUUGGGCUACAGCAGCUGCCAUUGCAAAGGAGGUUGGAAUUAAAGAGGUUUUUGCUGAGACAGAUCCACUAGGAAAGGCCGAUAGGAUCAAAGACUUACAGUGCUGGAUGCAGGGAAAAGGGAUGAUUGUGGCAAUGGUGGGAGAUGGAAUAAACGACUCCCCAGCCUUAGUUGCAGCUGAUGUUGGCAUGGCAAUUGGUGCUGGCACUGAUGUAGCCAUAGAAGCAGCUGAUAUAGUUCUAAUCAAAAGCAACUUAGAAGAUGUAGUUACAGCCAUAGAUCUAUCUAGAAAGACCAUUUUCCGUAUUCGGCUAAACUAUGUGUGGGCACUUGGUUAUAACAUUCUUGGUAUGCCUAUUGCUGCUGGAAUUCUUUACCCAUUUACUGGAAUUCGGUUGCCCCCUUGGCUUGCCGGUGCUUGCAUGGCUGCUUCAUCGCUCAGUGUUGUUUGUUCUUCACUCUUAUUGCAGUCUUAUAAGAAACCUUUGCGUGUUAGUAGUUCUCGAGGGUAAAUUUAUCAUGGUGAAUAUCUGCAUCUCCAGUCAAUGUAAUAAUGUAAGAUCCUCUUGAUUCCUACAGAAUACAGGUGGAUUCUGUUUUUCUUUCUGUCUGAAUUCUGAUCUCUCUUUUUUUAAAGUAAUAUAAUUUCUUGUUAGGACCA
Jatropha curcas is the source of this 3420-nucleotide messenger RNA. Its product is annotated as copper-transporting ATPase HMA4. Gene Ontology annotation, biological process: monoatomic cation transport. Gene Ontology annotation, cellular component: membrane. NCBI's taxonomy places the organism in Eukaryota, Viridiplantae, Streptophyta, Magnoliopsida, Malpighiales, Euphorbiaceae. The record is from RefSeq and is a predicted model, not a curated record. Gene Ontology annotation, molecular function: ATP hydrolysis activity; ATP binding; ATPase-coupled monoatomic cation transmembrane transporter activity.